Messenger RNA from Melampsora larici-populina 98AG31, 498 nucleotides. RefSeq lists its product as uncharacterized. The record is from RefSeq and is a predicted model, not a curated record. Lineage: Eukaryota; Fungi; Basidiomycota; Pucciniomycetes; Pucciniales; Melampsoraceae. The transcript is spliced from 2 exons. The coding region runs from base 1 to 498 and encodes 165 amino acids.
AUGUUAACCGGAAGAAGUCUGUCGUCAGUGACUAAUCUACCAGUCUUGCACCAAGUAACGAACCAAGCAAGCGGCACAAGUUCAGGGAAGAUAGGAGGUAACAGAUAUAAGGGAAGACAUUACAACCCACUGUUUGAUAGGUCCCUAAAUCACCACCCAGCUCCCUACUUCCAUCCUAAUCCUCAGACGUACAAUGCCGACUUCAAUCCUCCUUAUCAAACUUAUCAAAGAGGAGGUAAUCCGAGAGGAGGAGGAAGAGGAAACGCUCCUAGAGGUAGCAGAGGUCGUGGUAAUGGUACACGUCCAGCGAUAGGACCGGGAAGUUUUGAUCGAAAUUUAGGUUCAGCUGGUGUUAAGAACGGAGAAAAGGCUGUCGGAAGUACUACUUCAAACUCAACUGACAUCAAGUUGUUAAAUUCUUUGCCUAACAACUGUUAUGUUCCCGUUCCUAUAAACAUUGAUGUGGUAGUUCGAGAAAAGUUGUCAACAGAAUGCUAA